Adineta steineri is the source of this 1464-nucleotide messenger RNA. NCBI's taxonomy places the organism in Eukaryota, Metazoa, Rotifera, Eurotatoria, Adinetida, Adinetidae. The record is from the annotation of a GenBank genome assembly.
AUGAAUGUUAUUGAAUCACUACCAAACAAUCAUUAUCAAUCGAUGAUUGAUGAAAAAAUGCAAUCCGAUGUCACCUAUUGGAUCAAUAAGUUCCAUCAGUUAUGGAGUAGAAGUGAUCAACUUUUCUCACUUCUUCGUUCACCAGAUGAUUAUUAUAAACAGCCAAUAAAACUUCGAUUACCAUUACUAUUUUAUCUCGGUCAUUUACCAUGCUUCAGCUGGGUGCAGUUUCGUCAUCUAAAUGGCAUUAAUGAUAUUAUUGAUAAUACCUAUGAUGGUCUAUUUGUACGUGGAGUUGAUCCAGAUGUGCAGACAGGUGUUGUCGAACACAACCAUUCUAGUCGUUUCUCAACAGACAUCAAAGACGAAGAAAACUAUUGGCGUUCAUUUACUGUACAAAGUGUGAUCGAAUACAAGCAAAAGGUUCGAGAACAAAUUCUUCGUAUCUUGAAGAAUGGCAAUCUUGAUCUGAAUAAUUUAGAUACAUUGAAUAUGCUUAAUGUUGCCACGGAACAUGAAAUGUUACAUCAAGAAACAUUGAUGUAUUUAUUUGUUCAAUUGCCGAUAGAAAGUCUUCGAAUGGAUAUAAUCAUUGAAAUCGAUCUUCGCCAGACUUCGGUUGUUUCUUCAUUGCCAGAAAACAGAUGGGUGACAUUACCGGGAGGGCAAACUUCGUUAGGUAAGCCGUACAAUGACCAGCCAUUGACAUUUUCGUUUGGUUGGGACAACGAAUUUCCACGUGAAUCGUGCUAUGUAUCUUCUUUUCAAAUUCAAUCGCAUCCUGUUCGUAACGGAGACUUUCUUCAAUUUAUACUCGAUGACGGUUAUAGUACUAGUGAUUGGUGGGAUGAAUCAGUAUUUGAAUGGAUUAAAACAUCUGACAUACAUCAUCCAAUGACUUGGACUAGAAAGGACAAUUCCUACCGAGUAAAUUUUGUAUUGCAACGAGAUAUUCCCUUAGAGUUUGUACUCGAUCAUCCAGUACUACUAAGUCAAGUCGAAGCAAAAGCCUACUGUCGAUGGAUGUCAAAGAAAACUGAAGAAACAAUUGAAUUACCUACCGAAUCUGAAUGGAUCUAUGCAAUGUGGGAUUGGUCAGAAUGUAUACGUGAUAGGCUGUUGAGUAGCGAUUGUAAUGUUAACUUUCGUCAUCUUCACACGAUACCAGUAAAAUCAACGACUAACAAUGAAUUGCAAUGGCAAGGAUCUGCAUUUGAAUGGACAUCAAGUGUCUUUCGACCUUUUUCUGGUUAUCGAGGUGCCCUCCCAACAUAUCUUGAAUAUUCAGCUGAUUUCUUCGAUAAUCGUCAUUUUGUACUACUAGGUGGUUCAUACGUUACUGACUCAACAUUGAUCCGAAGAUCAUUUCGUAAUUGGUAUCAAGAUACAUAUCAAUAUGUGUUCGCUACAUUUCGAUGCGUUAAACAUAUUAGUCAUACUGAUGAUCCACUGACUGAGUCUUAA